AUGCCGGCCCCGAAGAGAACGGCUUCUACAGAAGGGAAUAGCAGCACCAGCCCGGUGAAGCGCACCCGGCAGAAUUCGCGCGAGGACUCGGACUCUGCGAAAGAACGAAAGCCUGAAGCAACGCCGAAAAAGGAGGCCAAGGUCGAGCCGAAAACCGUCGAAAAGCCGACCCCGACGAAGGAAGUGCCGAAAACUAGCCCGCGUAAAGAAGUACAGAGCGGAGGGACCCCCGUCAUCGCGCCGGCUUCUCCAGUGAAAGAGCCAGAAGCGGCAAAACGGAGGCAAAUUGAGGCCCCGACGCCGGAAGCUGACGCAAAGAAGCCAGCAGCUGCGGCAGCAAGGCCACAGGUCAAACGAGCGCCCAUCAGUGCGGGGACUAUCGAACAGAAGCCAGCUACGGGCGUGAAGGUCCCAGCCAAGAAGCCGGUCGUUGAGCCCAAGAAAGAGUUCUAUGCCCUUGAAGAUAAAUUGGCGACAGAUUUGGGGGCUGAUGCCAUUCUCGCGAACUUUACAACGGCUGCCGAGAAAAUGAAUACUAUGCUUGAGGCAGCGCGAAAAGUCAAGGAUCCUGUACCAUUUUCCGCGCUCGCUACAGUGGCCGCGCUACGGCGUUGCAUGCGACAGAUGAUGGUCAACAAUCGUCAAAUUAAGGAGGAGAUUAGCGCAAGCUUGAAAUCGGUAGAGCAACGCGAUCUUGACUUGCAAAACACGCGGUCGGAAAUCCAGCACGUUCAGAAGGAGAUUGCGAGAUGCCUCGAAUUCCGGUCAAUCGACGAGGAGAUAGAGCUCGAUCCUGUAGAGCUUUUCUACGCCAAUGCGCCGGAAGCCGUUUCUAAUCCCGAGGUAACUAAGGAUAACGAGCACGAGCAGCGGCUGGCCAGGCUGCGUUGGGAGAUGCAACAACGAGAAGAGUUGACAGACACGCUCAGCGAGCUCGAGGUCCGCCGAAAUGUGCUCGUUUCGCAGAUUGGCAAGAAAGAGGCCCGGCUCAAGUCGAUGAGGCCAAAAAUAAAAUCCGUCGGAAAGACCGUGCGACACCUGCGUGAUUCCUUCGGCGCCGUGGCUAGUAAUUCCGAGGAGAUCAGCCGUGCUCCGUCCAGC
Mesorhabditis spiculigera is the source of this 1101-nucleotide messenger RNA. NCBI's taxonomy places the organism in Eukaryota, Metazoa, Nematoda, Chromadorea, Rhabditida, Rhabditidae. The record is from the annotation of a GenBank genome assembly.